Molecule: messenger RNA, 1695 nt
Organism: Blepharisma stoltei
Lineage: Eukaryota; Ciliophora; Heterotrichea; Heterotrichida; Blepharismidae
Source: the annotation of a GenBank genome assembly
AUGCAAGAUUCUUCCCUUAAAGAGCCAAUAAGUAAAAUUGAUAGAAAUUUAUCAAUUGAAUUAAAAACAGAGCAUCCUUUGCUACAAUUACUGUCCCCAGAACUAAAGAAAAUUCUAACUUCUCAGAAAAGUGUUUCUCUAUAUCACAGCAAGUGACACAAAAAAGGUGGAAUUCCAAGCUUAUUUCCAGGUAAAAUAAUUAUUACAAAAGAGCAGCCAGAAUUUAUACAAUGGACAUGACCUCACGAAUUGCACAAGAAUAUGAUUUCUUUAUAUGACAUAAAAUAUUCUCACUCUCCCCCCCCCCUCCGUGAGCGAACAAAACCAUUAGAAAAAUCACCAUUUUUUGACCAAAAACCCACCCUCCGUGAGCGAACAAAAAUUUUUUUAAUAGAAAAAAUUUUAAUGGAAAAAAAUUUUGAUAUAUAAGUGAUAAUUAGUAUAAUGAAAUCUAGAGCUAAUUCUGUUUAAUUUUUAAACAAAUUGCGUUUUAAAACAUAAAUUUUGCAAAUUAAAUUAAUAUUUGCUUCCCCAAUUUUUGCAAAUUAGGAUUUUUUUAAAUUUCGAAAAAAAUAUUUUUUAUAAAAUUUAUAUAUAUAAAUUUUUUUAAAAAAAAAAAUUAACCCCCCUCCGUGAGUGAACAAAAAUUUUUUUGUUCGCUCACGGAGGGGGGGGGGGAGUCAGUCAAAGAAAAGUGGAUUUCUACAAGAUUCAGCAGCCCUGGACAUAUUAGUAUCAUUUAUGCUUCCAAAGAAUCCUGUAUCCCCAUCAGUGAUUAUAGCCAUUGUGACAGGAGAAGACACAUUAAUAGUAAUUUUUGAAGAUGAAGAAGCUUGUAAAAAAUGAAAAUCUGGACUUCGAACCAUCCUAUCCUUAAUCGAGCCUAGCCCAAUGGAGCCAGACGCGGAGCUCACUUGGAAGCAGUCCUUUAUUUUACCUCAGUCGUCACUUGAUUCCUUAGCAUUUGGCUAUAUGUUUGAUUUUUCAGAACCAAAUCCUCCAAAUGAGUCAUGAAGAGAGCUUAAGGUCACUUUUGUAAACGAGGAUGAGUCAUCUCAUUAUGAAUAUCUUGUGUAUGACCGAAACCAAGAAAACUUGUAUGAUUCUCUUAAUGAGAUCCUCGGAUGUAUCGAAACACAUAUAAAUUACCCGAACCGAGAAAUGAUGAAGGAAUUUUUACAAGAUAUUACAAGGUGGGAAAUCAAGACAAGAAAUGAAAAAAUUGAUGCUUAUGCUUCAAUUAAAAAUAAGAGUGUGCAGUUUUCGCAUUAUAAAGGGAGCUAUAAAAGGAGGAUUAGAGAUGAAUAUUUAGACGUCGAUGAAGAUAAACUUUCAAAGGAAAUUGUAAAAGAAAUGAAGCAUUAUGAGAAAUUUGACUAUGGAGAUAGGGUUACUGAUGCUUUUCAGCUUAUUUUUAUGCAAAAGCUUGCAAUUGGGCUAGAAACUCAUAUAGUUGCGAAAGAGUCAAAAAAUAGGAGAAAACAAAAAUCUAAAACUUCAAAUCCAGUGACUAGCAAGGAAAAGCAAGAAAGUGGGACAAUUGAAAAUAGCCAAGUAGAAAUUGAAGAAAAGCUUGACGCUAUCAUGCUGAAGAGAACUGAAACCCAUUACUUAGAAGAAGAAAAUAAUGAAAAAGUCAAAGAAAAAGGAAGUCUGCAAUCUUUUAGAGAUGCAUGCGAAUGCAUAAUAUUUUAA